AUGUAUUCACUCUCUCAACGAGCCAACUCGAUCUUUGCCACGUUUGUAUCGGUGAUGAUGUGCGUGCUGAGUGCCGUGGCUCUCACUGGACCAGUCCUGCUCUAUCUCUAUGGAAAACCAACUGUUUCGCUUCAAGUUGGAGAGGUCUCCGUUAAAUUGGGUCGAGUUGGUCAAAUUUAUGACAGGACAUCUCCUGUGUCUGAAUUGGGCUUUAUCGACUUUAAUCUCGACGCUGGCAAGUCAUCCUCUCACUUGAUUAUACUCUUAUUUACUGCUAAAACGAUAUUACAUGCAUUAGAUCUAAGCUCCUUAUUCAACUGGAAUACAAAGCAACUCUUUGUGUAUGUUUUGGCAGAGUUUGAGACUCCAUCACAUGACACGAACGCUGUUGUCAUAUGGGACGACAUUAUACAAACUCCUGAUCGAGCUGUCAUAAAAUUGAAACGACAACGAGGAGAGUAUGUCGUUACCGACAUGUUGAAUAAACUGAGCCACAAAAAGGCACGUCUAUCAUUACACUACAAUGUCAUCCCUCAUGUUGGAAUGCUGCAAUGGUUUACAUCUGACUCGGUGGUUCAUUUUGAAUUCCCAUCGAGGACUUCAUAA
Molecule: messenger RNA, 606 nt
Organism: Synchytrium microbalum
Lineage: Eukaryota; Fungi; Chytridiomycota; Chytridiomycetes; Synchytriales; Synchytriaceae
Exons: 4
Coding region: 1-606 (201 amino acids)
Biological process (GO): protein targeting to ER
Cellular component (GO): signal peptidase complex; membrane
Source: RefSeq, a predicted model, not a curated record